CUUGCUGUGCUGUGCGGGGACUUGUGGCGGAGCUGGAGUUUGCUGGCCAGAGGCCCCGGUAGGAAAAUCUCCGGGCACGGAGGAAUUUCGGCGAUGCCUGCGCUUUCAGAUUUGUACACUUGACUGGUGCACUGUACUCCUCUGUUUCGAGCCUGAGUUCUGGUCGGGGAAAAUGGAUUUAAUAUGAGAGACCGAACGGGGCGAUUGGCGAGAACUAGAACGCCCUACAUUUGCAAAGUGCUUUGCACAAGGGAGCCCUGGAGGCUGAGUCUGGCAGGCAGAGCACAGACACUGUCUCCCUUGACCACUGACGGCAGUGAAGAUCCUGUGGCACUGACCCGCGGUGGGAUGCAGGCGCUCCACCUUCAGCACCGCAGUCCCAGAAGCUACAGGGUCAAGGCCAGGGCAUCCUAUGUGGACGAGACCCUGUUUGGCAGCCCUUCGGGAACCCGGCCCACCCCACCAGACUUUGACCCACCAUGGGUGCAGAACAGUAACGGGACAAGAGGAGUGGGCCCAGAACCACCGAAGGUUUCUCUGGUCAAGAGAGAUUGUGAGUCGACCCCCUCCAGGGGCAGCACCCCAAACCUCACACCAAGAAAGAAAAACAAAUACAGGUUGAUUGGCCACACCCCGUCCUACUGUGAUGAGUCACUGUUCGGCUCCCGGACACAGGACCCCAGCAAGGAGGGGUCUCGGACAGCCAUGGGAGAUGCUGCCAAGCUCAGGACCCUUUUCUGGACGCCACCACCCACUCCUAGAGACGGCCACUCACCUCGCUCCAGGGAGACCCCACUUCGAGCCAUUCACCCAGAUGGACCCUCCAGGACAGAACCCAGCAUGACCUCGGGCUCCCAGAAAACAUCCCAGGAGGGGUUGAAUGCUCCCCACUCUCUGGGGCGGAGGCGUUCCCAUUCACUCACCCACCUGAGUGUCCCUAGCAUGGGUCAUCCAGCUGCCAGUGUCCCCCAGACCAAUGGACCUUGGAGUCCCCGGUCUUCCACAUCAAGGAUGACUGUCCAGAGUCCCCUGGUUACUCCCAAGGCACGGUCAGGCAGUGUUUCAGGGUCAGCUGCCCCUCAACGAGGAGCUGCCCCUCCCAAGCCAAAGCCUCCUUGGAAAUGAGGCUCUCAGCAGGUAAGCCUUUGGCUCACAGCAAGGACUCAGCACAGGUGGGGCCCUCUGGGGACCAGUGUCUCCAGGGUCCCCAAGCACUGGAGAAGCCUCUGUGGGGCUCCAUGGUGAGGAUAGGCCAUACUUUCCUUUGUCCCCACAAGCUCCGGAUGUCCCUAACCCUCUCUGCAGGGUAUUUGGGGUCCUUGAGACAUCCUUCUGGCCAUUUCUCAGCCUCUUUGUUCAUGGGUGCCAAACCUCACCCAGCUUCCUGUUCAGGACUCAGUUUCUACAGGAGUCUGGGGGCCUUGAAGGACUUUCCCGGGCUGUGUGUGGACCCCAAGGGUGGAACAUGGGGAGACAGUAAUA
Messenger RNA from Phodopus roborovskii (desert hamster), 1482 nucleotides. It is a transcript of the gene Rita1, whose product is annotated as RBPJ interacting and tubulin associated 1. Gene Ontology annotation, molecular function: tubulin binding. The record is from RefSeq and is a predicted model, not a curated record. Gene Ontology annotation, cellular component: cytoplasm; nucleus. NCBI's taxonomy places the organism in Eukaryota, Metazoa, Chordata, Mammalia, Rodentia, Cricetidae. Gene Ontology annotation, biological process: negative regulation of Notch signaling pathway; Notch signaling pathway; nuclear export.